AUGAAGCUUUCACGUCUCGUAUGUUUAUGGUCUCUGGUAAGUACGGAAGUGUUUGGCACUUCUGACAUCCAGGACACAGUAUACAACUAUGAAAAAAGCAUCGCAUACAUUCACAUUCAAGAUUCCAGCAUCAGCAAUGACACUAUUAUUCCGUUACCGUUCAAUGCUAAAUACACAUCCGGUUCUUUGGUCAAUAGUACCUUCUCCACCCCUGGUAACUCCUGCGAGCUUAUAUCUGCCAACAGCAGUUUAUACUCUGUGUGUUCCAGUGACAGUUCGGAUAUAGAGUUAUUUUUGCUCAAUGCUACCUCUCAAAAAUGGACCGAACUCCAACUUGGUGACUCCGUACCUCUCUUUGAAGGUUCAUCUUACAUGAAUACAUUUGAUGAUCCUCUUUCUUUGUAUAUUUUUGGAGGCUACGACUCUGACAAUGAAGAGAUCUCAGACAGAAUGCUUCGAGUUGAUUUGGACAAACUCACUGUGAGUAAUUUUAGUACUUCUGUGAAACCAUCAUCUUUCUACGGUGCUUCAUCCUUAAAGAUUAACUUCAAUACGGAACUCUUAGUUGGCGGUAAAGUCAGCAGCGGCUGGAUAGGAAUGACGCAGUUGGCUUUAUGGCAAUAUGGAUCGUGGGCAUUUAAAUCUGUCAGUAUUCCAGAAGAUGAUGUCAUUAAUGCCCGUGUCCAACCCCUACUUCUACCCGUUUUUGACAGUACACGUUAUCAAUUGGAGACUACUUCCUCCAACUUUUCUAGCUUCAGUGUGGAUUCUGUCAUGAUGCUAGGAGGUCAGUUGAUGGGUAAUUCCAGUAACCCAGAUUUUGUCUCUCUAAAUAUGUCCGAUAAUAGUUGGCAAUGGACACCAUUAGAUACCGAUGUCAGCCUUUCCAAUUCUCGUGUCAACAGCAAGUAUGACGAUAACUUGUCAUUGGAUGAAAUUCUAGGUGCGGCAACCCUAUAUGACACCCUUAUUGUGAUCGCCGAUAAUGCUGGAAAACCCGUCAAUAGUUCGCAAACGGAGACAAAUACCGUUUCCAAAAGGUCUCAAUCUUACUACAUUAAGCUAUAUGACACGUCUACCCUUGAGGCAUUGAAUACCGUUGAUUACUCGUCGCUAGCCAGUACUGGGAAAAAGAAAAGUUCCAAAGAGACUAGUAAGAGUGCUGUCAUAGCAUUAUCUACUAUCAUUCCUAUCCUAGUGAUAAUCAUAGCUGCAGUCAUUGGUUUCUUAUUGUAUAAGAGAUAUAAGAAAAGAAAGGAAGAAGAAGCCAAUGAAAAGGAGAUCAAGGACAUCAUGGAGUUUUACAAGUCAUCCGGUAAUCAGUUCAGCAGUUCGUAUUCCUCGCUUGGUUCCGAUAUAACGGAAAAGGCAAGAGCUUCUGAAGAGAGUACACUAGAUGGGGACGCUGAAGAGAAUGAUGUUGACAGUGACAUAAUUGAGAUUAAUAAUUAUGAUGACAAUGAUAACUUGUCAAUCACCUCAUGGAGAAGAAAGAGGAAGUUAUAUGAGAAACAGAGGAAGACAAGACUGCGAAGCGGUGGGGGUUCCUUAAUGAGACAUAUCUCUAUUAUGUCUUCACAACUUGGUAUGUCAUUGAGAAGGUCCUUCUCAUACCAAUCUUCUGUUGCUACUGAACUCAGUACUGUUCCGGAUUCUGGUUAUCAAGAUGACUUUUCUGACAACGGCUUGCCCGAAAGCCCAAUCAGAAGGCCAUCAUCAACAUAUUCGCCAAGCUUGAAACAUAAUCAAAGCAAUUCAGCGCUAUAUCUCAUCCCUGAAGAUUCUUCUGUAUCACCAUUGAGAAGUUCGCACCGUUUCAAGUCUCCAGUGUCUGGUACUCCUGAAGGAUCCCCUGGUAUUCUUCCUACUCAACAGUUGGAAGAGCAUCGACAACAAAAAGAGCUUUCUUCAGUGGCACGCCAGCUACGGUUCAAUGCUCCAUCGAAGCAGGGUAGCAGGUCAAUGAGUCGGUCCACAAGUAGACAAAGUAGGCCAACAAGUCGGUCUUCCAGUAGGCCUAGUUCUCCUUCUAAAUUUUGGAGAAAGUAUGAUCCCUUCACGCAAAUAUCUGACAAUAAGAAAGAGCCAGAUGAAAAUAUGGACGUUCAAAUCUUGGUGAGUUCAAAGAGAAGAUCAAAGCUUCGAGUGACAAAUCCAGAUUUAGACGAUGAUCUAGGUGAUAUUGACGAGUUUGCAGUGGUGAAAAAUGAAUCAGAGGCAAGAGAUGCUUCAAUGGAAGCACUGAAGGGAGAGACGCAGCAAGAUUCUGUGGAAGCUACUGCUAGCUCGGUAUCAGAUUCGGAUGUAAGGCUAAGGCACGUUAGCGAUGAGAGCAAGAGUAAGGACGAGAGCUCAUACAAAUAA
This is a messenger RNA of Brettanomyces nanus, 2364 nucleotides long. RefSeq lists its product as uncharacterized. The transcript has a single exon. NCBI's taxonomy places the organism in Eukaryota, Fungi, Ascomycota, Pichiomycetes, Pichiales, Pichiaceae. The coding region runs from base 1 to 2364 and encodes 787 amino acids. Gene Ontology annotation, molecular function: protein binding. The record is from RefSeq and is a predicted model, not a curated record.